AUGCUAACAGCAGAAGAAUUUUAUGAAACAAACAGCGUUGUGGACAACAUUUGCAGGCUCAAUCCAGACCUGCUGGUUGAACCAUGUCAGCACAUCCUGAGUUAUCUGCGAGGACAUUCAAAAGGAGUUGAUUCAGGCGAAAUUUAUGAUAUGUUUCAGAGAGCUGGAGUCACACUUGACCACGAAUCUCUAGAGAACGUCGUCAGAUUCCUCUUAUUAACGUUCAGGUCUGCUGGAAAGAGCAAAGUGUCUGCAGAUGAACUUGUGUCAAGGCUUGAAAAAGGCAGCAACAAGUGGUCCAAAGAGUCACUCCAGGUUCUUCACAGUUUGUGGAAUGAAAACGGAGAGUCGGUGCAAGUCCAUCAGGCUACCCGGGACUUGCUCAGCGUUGGUCGGAUAGUGGACAUGCAGUGGAAGCUGAGCAUGGCAGUUAGCUCUGAUACCUGCCGUUCUCUCAACUCACCCUUUGUGACCAUUCUACUGAAGAUUGCCGAGCCGUCUGGGAAGAUCAACCAGAAGGCUUUGGAGAUGACUGUCCCGCAAUUUCAGAACUUUCACAAGCAGAUGAAGGAGAUGGCGGCUGUCAUGGAGACCGUAUAA
This is a messenger RNA of Nerophis lumbriciformis (worm pipefish), 600 nucleotides long. NCBI's taxonomy places the organism in Eukaryota, Metazoa, Chordata, Actinopteri, Syngnathiformes, Syngnathidae. The record is from RefSeq and is a predicted model, not a curated record.